Molecule: messenger RNA, 2473 nt
Organism: Manihot esculenta (cassava)
Lineage: Eukaryota; Viridiplantae; Streptophyta; Magnoliopsida; Malpighiales; Euphorbiaceae
Product: ABC transporter G family member STR2
Exons: 3
Coding region: 161-2341 (726 amino acids)
Cellular component (GO): membrane
Molecular function (GO): ATP hydrolysis activity; ABC-type transporter activity; ATP binding
Source: RefSeq, a predicted model, not a curated record
GCUGUAUAAUUAAGCUCUCUCAAUUUUCCUUUUUAGCUCCUUCCACUUCCAUCAAUGCCAACUUGGGAGAGAACCCCAACUCAGAAAUCACUCAAAACAAAAUUUUAAAGCAAGAACACUAACCCUCCAAACUUUUCUUCUAUGCUUUGAAGUUUCUCUAAUGGCACGAGCAAAUGGUCACCGUUUUGAAACUGUUAUUGACGUAGGGAAGCCGGCGAACUUCACCGGAGGACUUGAGUUCACUAGUCUUACUUAUACUGUGAGUAAGAAGCAGAAGGUUGAUGGGAAAUGGUUGAGUCAAGAAGUAGAUUUGUUGCACAAGAUUACUGGGUAUGCACCCAAAGGAUGCAUCACCGCCGUCAUGGGGCCCAGUGGUGCCGGAAAAUCUACCUUCUUGGAUGGAUUGGCUGGCCGUAUCGCAAGUGGAAGCCUCAUGGGUAGAGUUUCAUUUGAUGGCACAGAAAUGAGUCCAAGCUUGAUUAAGAGAACUUCGGCCUAUAUAAUGCAAGAAGACAGAUUAUUCCCUAUGCUUACAGUUUAUGAAACUUUGAUGUUCGCCGCUGAUUUUCGUCUCGGCCCGAUCUCCACCACUGACAAGAAGCAGCGGGUGGAGAAGCUGAUCGAGCAGCUUGGUUUAUCUUCUUCUAGGAACACCUACAUCGGUGAUGAAGGUACUCGAGGAGUAUCAGGCGGGGAGCGCCGUAGGGUGUCAAUCGGAGUAGACAUAAUCCAUGGACCAUCCUUGCUGUUCCUUGACGAGCCAACCUCAGGUCUGGACUCCACCAGUGCUCAAAGUGUAAUAGAAAAAGUGCACCACAUUGCAAGAUCAGGCAGCACUGUGAUCCUUACAAUUCAUCAACCCUCUUCCAGAAUCCAACUGCUCCUUGAUCAUCUCAUAGUUCUAGCUCGUGGGCAGCUCAUGUUUCAAGGCUCGCCAAAAGAUGUUACUCUCCAUCUUACUCGGAUGGGGAGAAAAGUCCCAAAUGGAGAAAACUCAAUAGAAUAUUUAAUCGAUGUGAUUCAAGAGUACGAUCGAUCUGAACAUGGAGUUGAGGCACUUGCACAGUUUGUACGAACUGGGAUGAAACCGCCUAAGUUGUCCGAUGAGGAUAUGUCGGUAUCUAGUGUUGUUACACCAGCACCACUGUCCCGUGGGAACCGCCGCCAGCCGGAAGGAUCGGGUCAAAGAAGAAAUGGCCGGAAACGGCUUCCUUUGCAAACAAGUGUAGAUGAAUCUAACGAGUUUGACCAUAGUCUGCGGAGCCCGUCAUGGAGUGGCAGCAAUAUUGGAGUAGUGCAAACGUUCAGAUUUACACCAACUCGCCAAAGGAAUGAUAGGAAAUUGCAAAAUCCAAUGAGUACAUCUCCAGGCUACUACACACAAUCAAGCGAGAUCCUGCCAAGCACUCCAACGCCUCACAGCAGCGACUACACAGUCAACGAAAACGACUACUUAACCCCAAAUGCUCCUCAAAACACCCUCCCAUAUCAUCUGGCUCCAAAAUUUGCCAAUUCUUUCUUCUCAGAGACUUGGAUUCUCAUGCGCCGCAACUUCAAGAUCAUCAGAAGAACCCCUGAGCUUUUCCUCUCAAGACUCUUCGUUUUAACCAUCAUGGGCUUCAUGAUGGCAACCAUGUUCAUCAACCCAAAAGAUAAUUCUCAAGGAAUCACAAAUCGUCUCAGCUUCUUCAUCUUCACUGUUUGUCUCUUCUUCUUCUCUUCAAACGAUGCCGUUCCUGCUUUUAUCCAAGAACGCUUUAUUUUUAUACGUGAAACUUCUCAUAAUGCUUACAGAGCUUCUUCUUACACCAUUUCUGGUCUCAUCACUUUCCUUCCUUUUCUUGCACUUCAAUCUGGUGUCUAUGCUGCCAUUGUUUGGAAAGCAUUGAAGCUUCGUGGACCUUUCUACUAUUUCUUGCUUGUUCUUUACGUUUCUCUUCUCUCCACCAACUCGUUUGUUAUGUUUGUGAGCUCAGUGGUGCCAAAUUAUAUUCUGGGUUACGCAGCUGUGAUUGCAUUCACUGCUCUAUUUUUCUUGUUUUGUGGCUAUUUCUUGAGUAGCCAUGAUAUUCCCAUGUAUUGGAAGUGGAUGAACAAGAUCUCCACCAUGACGUAUCCUUAUGAAGGGCUGCUGAUGAAUCAGUAUCAGACGUCGGAUGUUUUUGGACAUGAUCCAACUGGGGAAGCUAUAAGUGGCUAUUCAAUCUUAGAAUCACUCAAUAUUAGUACCCAAGAAUUCAAGAAGUGGGAGAAGGUGCUUGUGAUUAUAGGUUGGGCUGUUCUUUACAGGAUUUUUUUCUAUCUUGUUCUUCGAUUCUUCUCCAAGAACCAGAGGUCGUAGAAAAUCACAGCAUGGAGAGAAAAUAAGUGGAGAAUAAUGGUUGUUUAAUUUUGAUUUUGCUAGACAAAUCAUGUGUUUGAUAACUUUGAUUGUAUUUGGUAGAUCAUAAUGCAAGAUAAGUGUAGUUAAUCA